GGACGGUGGCACUAGACCUGAAGAAACCCUGAAUUCUUGCGGCUGCUGUUCUUCAACCACAUUUCCACCACUCAAGUCAACGAGGACUAUGUGAAAUGGAUCUUUCCUCAAGCACUGUGCUUUUCGUUCUCCUGUCCUGCUGCUGCUGCUGGGUUUCAGCGCACAGACACGCCUUUGAUCCUUCUGCUCUUCCAGAUAUCUCUGUGACAAAUGGUGGACACUGGGGCGCCUGGGGAACUGUUGAAUAUUGUCCAAAGGGUUAUGCUAUUGGUUUCUCACUGAAGAUAGAGCCUUAUCAAGGAGGCGACCAAGACAGCGAUGAUACGGCUCUGAAUGGCAUCCGUCUGAUGUGCUCUGAUGGUACAUUUAUUACAUCCAGUGUUUCCAGAUGGGGUACUUGGUCUGGGCGCUACUACUGCCCUUUAAAAGGUAAACUGAAGACCUUCUCUCUGAGUGUGGAGGCACCCCAAGGGAUUGGUGAUGAUACCGCAGCCAACAACAUCAAGUUUUUGUGUGAAGGUGGUCAUGUGCUGAUCGGCAACUCACAUAGCUGGGGUAGUUUUGGCAAAUGGAGUGAUACCUGCAGCAGUGGAAUCUGCGGGCUACAGACAAGAGUUGAGGAAGAGCAAGGGCAUUGGGAUGACACGGCACUUAAUGAUGUGGUAUUCCACUGCUGUUAAUGGAAACAGAGCACUUCUUCCCUGUUUAACAACGGUCCUGCCUGUUAGUGUCAUUGUGGCUUUGCUAGUUCCCACCUUGAUCCAGUUCAAGGUGGAAAGUGGAACACUUCUGUAGAACAUCCCCUGUCAAAGCUUAUUGUGAAACACAUUGGGAUCCACAAGAGAAAUAAAUUUUGUUUUCUGAACCUGA
Messenger RNA from Heteronotia binoei (common prickly gecko), 870 nucleotides. RefSeq names its product vitelline membrane outer layer protein 1-like. The coding region runs from base 96 to 680 and encodes 194 amino acids. Lineage: Eukaryota; Metazoa; Chordata; Lepidosauria; Squamata; Gekkonidae. The record is from RefSeq and is a predicted model, not a curated record. The transcript has 3 exons.